Molecule: messenger RNA, 1732 nt
Organism: Engraulis encrasicolus (European anchovy)
Lineage: Eukaryota; Metazoa; Chordata; Actinopteri; Clupeiformes; Engraulidae
Product: hormone receptor 4-like
Exons: 4
Coding region: 53-1732 (559 amino acids)
Biological process (GO): regulation of DNA-templated transcription
Molecular function (GO): RNA polymerase II cis-regulatory region sequence-specific DNA binding; DNA-binding transcription factor activity, RNA polymerase II-specific
Source: RefSeq, a predicted model, not a curated record
CACACAGCUGGAAUCGUGAGAACAGCUACUGUAUUUGUUUGUUUCCUGCAUCAUGAUCACACGACCAGAGUCUCAAUUUAAAGGCAGAAUUUCCUCAAUAAUUCAGGUGUUUGUGGAGGCAGCAGUGACGGAAAUAUGUGAGCUUAUUGACCUUGAAGUAUCUACUUUACGCGCAGAACUGUCGCUGUGUCGCUCUGAGAACAGGAGCUCUACCAAAGCAAAGUUACAAUGUAACGAAGAUGCUUCCGCACAUAUUCAAAUUGAAUUCGCGACUGCAAACUGCGACAAUGUAUCACACGAAGCUGCUGCGGGCAUUGGACAUGCGGUGGGGGAAAUGUUCAAGAAUCAAGGAACUUCCAAAGCACCACAAGCGUACACUCUGUGGAACCAGCAGAGUGCCGUAGGAGGCGAAGGCAGCACAAAUGUUGCUAUUGAGAGCAAUGCAGCUGUUUCUGUCAAAAAGGAGCUGGUGGAGGAGUGUGAAGAGCCCCCGGACGGAGGUCAGCAGGAAGGUAUGUCUGCCAUUGCCACUGCCGUUCCUGUUGCCAGGGAGACCAUGAGAACGUCGCCAGCCGGCCAUAGUGCACUAGAAUGGCCCGGCUCUGACAGCUCCGCCCUCGGCAGCUCCAGCUCCGCCCUCGGCAGCUCCAGCACCGCCCUCUGCUCCAAAACCGAGCCGGACCCGGACCCGGAACCCGAACCAGAACUAGAACUCAAGCCCCAGCCUCUAGACGUGUCCUACACAAUGCCAGACGCCGUGCCGACCAGCAGUGGUCCCAGCUGCAUGGACCGCAGACCAACCCACGGAGGCGAGAGUGCGACUGUAUGGAACAGCGUUGCGCCAGAGAAGCAGUAUAGCGGGUCAUCACUGCACCAUCCGCAACAUCAGCAUCAGCAGCAGCAGCAGCAGCAGCAACAGCAACAGCAACAGAGUAGCGUUUCUAAGCAGUAUACUCGAUCAUCGCAGCAGCAGCAGCAGCAGCAGCAGCAGCAGCAGAAUAAUGUUGCUAUGGAGAGGCAAUACACUCGAUCAUCACAGCAGCAUCAGCAGCAUCACAAGGAUGUUGCUAUGGAGAGGCAGUAUACUCGAUCACAGCACCGGCAGCAGCAGAGUCGCACAGUCAACCAAUACACACAAUCAUCACAGCAGCAACAACAGCAGCAGCAGCAGCAGCAACAGCAACAGCUCAGACAGAGUGUGGAGAUGCAGAGGGGGUUGGACCAGGGUGGUGGUGGUGGUGGCGGUGGUUGCGGUGGCACAUUUUCAACCCACUGGACAAACACUGUGUCUCCCCCAAGAGUUCAACCCCACCCACCACCUGUCCCGUACUCAAACGAAGACACAUUGGAGUCGCUGGGGGUGUUCAGUGUGAGUCUUCCCCCGGGCAGCAGCUUGCACGGCGUCAGGGCAGACCUGUCUGACGGCUACCACCUGGGCGUCGUACCGGUGAGCCAGCCACCGGGGGCGCUAGAGGAGAACUUUAUUUGUCCCAUGUGUGGCAAGAUCCUGAGGACAGACCGGUCGCUGCGUGCCCACAUGAAGGACCACACCACGCUGCACAUCUGCAACUACUGUGGCAAGAGCUUCGCGCGGCUCACCAACCUCCGCGUGCACCAGAACAUCCACAUGGGACUGAAGCCGUACACCUGCGGCAUCUGCUGCAAGAAGUUCAGCGACCGCAGCAACUACAACCGCCACAGGUACCGCUGUGCCAAGGCCAACCGCAGCUAG